AUGUCGACCACCGACGGCCAGAAGAAGGCGCCGCCGGCGGCGCUGUCCGCGGCCGGUCACGACGCGGAGACCAGGAAGCUGUUCUCCCGCUUCGACGCGGACGGCGACGGCCGGAUCUCCCCGUCCGAGCUGGCCGCGGUGGCGGGCGCCAUAUCGCCGCCGCCGAGCGAGUCCGCGGGGGGCCGGGAGGUGGGCGCGAUGAUGGACGAGCUCGACGCCGACCGGAACGGGUACGUGGACCUCGGCGAGUUCACGGCCUUCCACGCGCCCGGCGGCCGCGACCUGGACGCCGAGCUGCGCGACGCCUUCAACGUCUACGACAUCAACGGCGACGGCCGCAUCUCCGUCGCCGAGCUCAGCAAGGUCCUGGGCCGGAUCGGCGAGGGGUGCAGCACCGAGGAGUGCGAGCGGAUGAUCGCCUCCGUCGGCGUCGACGGCGAGGGCUACGUCGGAUUCCAGGAGUUCAAGAAGAUGAUGUCCCCUGACGCCGCCGGCGUCACCGACGACAAGCCCAAGACGGAGUGAUCCGUUCCUCGCCUGUGCCGAUGAUCACGGUCGCAAAUGGAAGUGUAUGCCAGUGUGGAUCUUCCAUAUUAUGUCGA
Molecule: messenger RNA, 602 nt
Organism: Lolium rigidum
Lineage: Eukaryota; Viridiplantae; Streptophyta; Magnoliopsida; Poales; Poaceae
Product: probable calcium-binding protein CML16
Exons: 1
Coding region: 1-525 (174 amino acids)
Molecular function (GO): calcium ion binding
Source: RefSeq, a predicted model, not a curated record